AUGUCAGGAGAUAGUCGUCCCGCACAGUAUAAACAGUCUUCGCGGAAAGGUAAGAAGGCGUGGAGGAAGAAUAUUGAUCUGACUGAGAUCGAGCAGUCCAUCGAUUCUCGGAUCGAACAUGAAAUAACCCAUGGUGCUGAAAACCUGGCCGAUGUGCCAUCGCAGAACCUGUUUGAGGUUGAUACGACUGGGGACGAACUGCUGAAGGCUAAAUUGAUCAAGCGCAAGCAGAUUAAGAAGAACAUCAAGUCCAAGGAAAUUCUUGACUCCAUCAAGAGUAACUCCAAAGUGCCGGCACUUCUGCAUCCCAAAUCUCAUGUGAACGAGAAGGCCAAGGUCCAAGGUGUCUCCAAGAAGGAGCUUAACCGCCUGAUGACUCUUGCGGGCCGUAACAUGGAGUCGAAACUGAAGGCACAGGUAACCAAGGAGGGCCUCGUUAAGGCGGGAACCAACGACUUGUGGGGGUCUGAGGAGCCAUUGAAAACGCCUUCCGGCGACUUCGACCUGAAGCUCAAGGAUAAGGUUCCAGAGCCGCUAUUGAAGCAGUCCACAACCAGUUGGUCUCGAGCAACGGUUGCGCCGGAGACGCUAAAGCAUGCACCACUUCGUGUGAAGGACACAGAGGAGCUACCCCAUGCCGGUAAAUCCUACAACCCCGACAAGAAGCAGUGGGAGGCAUUGAUUGAGAAGGAAUACAAGAUUGAGAGCGCCAAUGAGGAAAGACGGCAACAAAUGGCUGAAUACAAGAAGAAGAUUCAGCAUUUAAUGGAGACCUUGGAUGACAGGGAGGAAGAAUCUGAUGAAGACGCUCCUCAGAGUGAGGAAGAACUCGCGAGCGUCGAUGAAGAUGGUGAUUUUCGCCUUUCCCUUAACCCAGCUGUAAAAAAUAAGAAGAAGACAAAGUACCAGAGGAACAGGCAGAAAAGACACCAAGAAAAAGUCAAGCUCCAGCAGGAACUCAAGACGCUGAAGGAGCAGCUGCAUCAGCUCGAGAAGCUUGAGGCCAUCGAACAGGCUGUUGCUGCAAAGACAGCACAGGAAGCUAGUACCUUGAUCCCGGCCAAAGUCAAGAAUAAUAAAAAACACAAGCUUGGCACUAAGCACUCUGUCAUGGAGGAUAACUUGGAGGUUAAAUUCUCAGACGAGCUAUCUGGCUCUUUGCGUAGCUUGCGGCCUGAAGGAAACCUGUUAUAUGACAGUUUGCGGAAGCUACAAGGAAGCGGUAAAAUCGAGACUAGAGUGCCAAUUAGAAAGGGUAGGAAGUACAAACAGAAAAUCACAGAAAAGUGGACUUAUAAGGAUUUUAAAUGA
Messenger RNA from Eremothecium gossypii ATCC 10895, 1311 nucleotides. RefSeq names its product Nop53p (gene NOP53). The coding region runs from base 1 to 1311 and encodes 436 amino acids. Lineage: Eukaryota; Fungi; Ascomycota; Saccharomycetes; Saccharomycetales; Saccharomycetaceae. The record is from RefSeq and is marked provisional. Gene Ontology annotation, biological process: ribosomal large subunit assembly; rRNA processing. The transcript has a single exon. Gene Ontology annotation, molecular function: 5S rRNA binding. Gene Ontology annotation, cellular component: nucleolus.